AUGGCUAAACGUUUUCAGCAUAUUCUUCCUCUCUUCUCAACUAUUCUUCUCCUCGUCGUCACAGCUGGAGAAUCUGGAUCUUACUCCAAAACAAUUCCGUUUCAAGGAUACCAGCCAGAGAAACUCACACACCUCCACUUCUACUUUCAUGACGUCAUCUCCGGUGACAAACCCACCGCUAUAAGAGUCAUAAUGCCACCCGUCACAAACUCCACAGCCGUCUCAUCGUUUGGUGUGGUUGUGAUAGCCGACAACUUGUUGACUGAAGGACCCGACCCGAGGUCCAAAGAAAUCGGGAGAGCUCAGGGGAUGUAUGCGUCGACGGAUAUGAACAUCUUAAGCUUCACAAUGGUAUUCAACUUGGUGUUCACUGAAGGAGAGUUUAACGGGAGCACCGUCUCUAUGUACGGACGGAAUCCAAUAUUCUCAAAGGUGAGAGAGUUUCCGAUCAUAGGAGGCACCGGUGCGUUCAGGUUCGCUAGAGGAUAUGCACAGCCUCUGACUUACAGCCUUAGUGGUUUGGAUGCUGUGGUCGAGUAUAAUGUCUUCAUUUCGCAUUAAAAGUGAUGAUAAAAUUAGACAAAUAUCGAUCGAAGUUGGUACGUACGUGAGGACUAGAGUACUGAACGAAACCGUAAACCAAUAACGCUGCAUCAUUCAUACAUUUGACAGUAAUUGUUUGGGACUCAUAUUAUGUAAUUCGAGAAUAAAUUGUAGUUCCACUUCUUUUGUUGGUGGAACCUGUCGUUGUUGUGUCGUCUAAAGUUUAUAAGGUGUGUGGAUAA
Messenger RNA from Eruca vesicaria subsp. sativa (arugula), 785 nucleotides. The record is from the annotation of a GenBank genome assembly. NCBI's taxonomy places the organism in Eukaryota, Viridiplantae, Streptophyta, Magnoliopsida, Brassicales, Brassicaceae.